AUGAAACAGAGAGCCCUUCCUUUCUUUGUCGGCCUUCUUGUGGCCCUGCUGUUUCCAGGAAAGGCAGAAAGGUGGCUUAGUCCCGGGGGUCAGGCUCUUUCGGCAAUUGUCACUGUGGGGUUGUCCAGUGCCCUCUCUGUUAACCACUUAGCCAUGGAACCUCCCAAUUUCUCCAAGCAAGAAUUUCCUGGACAAGGAACAAAUGGGUCUUGGUUGUUGCAUCACAGAGUGAGUCGCUUACCUCCGCGGACAUUCCUUUAUACAGAGCCUGGACCAAAUUACUGAAUUUUCAACCGCAAGAGAAGCGAGGGCUACUGUCAAGAACACUGUAAUCUGGUUCAAGCAUGGGUAGGCGACCAUUCGAGAAAGAACGAAACCUGCUGCUACGAGCAGAGUGGACCGAGGGAGCCAGGAAACAUGAAGGUCUUGUUAUUCUUUGCUGUUUUCUUCUGCUUGGUCCGAGGAAACUCAGGGGACAUUCCACCCGGAGUCAGAAACACCGUCUGCCUCAUGCAGUACGGCCGCUGCAGACUCUUUCUGUGUCGUUCUGGUGAGAAAAGGGGGGACAUCUGCUCUGACCCCUGGAACAGGUGCUGCAUUCCCAGCUCCCUUGAAAACAGAAGACAGGCGACAUAGGAGGGAAGAGCUGGGACCUGGGGUGCAAGCCUCUGGAAGGUGGAGCCCCGGAAACACCUCAAAGCCUUUGAGGGUGGGCAUCUGAUGGCGUGAGCUCAAUAAACACUUGCUGAAUGACUGUA
Molecule: messenger RNA, 758 nt
Organism: Myodes glareolus (Bank vole)
Lineage: Eukaryota; Metazoa; Chordata; Mammalia; Rodentia; Cricetidae
Product: sperm-associated antigen 11A-like
Biological process (GO): antimicrobial humoral immune response mediated by antimicrobial peptide
Cellular component (GO): extracellular region
Source: RefSeq, a predicted model, not a curated record